UUAUUAUGUGGUGAUCCCUUUCGGUUUGGGAUAACCCUUCGGCUUCCGUCGACUUCUAAACCCCCUUCCCUCGACACUGUGGUUUUGUCCUCGAUUUCUUCUGGAUUUUUUUUAUUUAUUGGUUCCUCCGGUUUGGUUGAUCGAUUUGGGAGCCUAAAUCUUGAAAGCGAGUUCUCGAUUGGUCGUUCUGGAUCGCGAAUCAUCUCCUCUGGGGAGACCAUCGCCUGGUUUCCAGAUUCAUGAAGUGGCUGUAAGAAUUGUUCUAUACCAUGGGAAGAGGGAAAAUUCUAGCUAUUUGCCAAUCUGGUGGAGGAUUUGUUACAAAUAAUGAUGGAACCCUGUCUUAUUCUGGUGGUGACGCACAUGCAAUUGAUGUUGACAGUGAAAUGUCACUCUAUGAUUUGAAGUCAGAGAUAUCUUCUAUGUUUAACAUCAAUGCUGAACUAUUUUCAAUUAAGUACUUCCUUCCAAGAAACAAACGGACUCUCAUCACAAUAUCUAACGACAAAGACCUGCGACGCAUGGUUAAUUUUAAUGCAAAUUCAGAUACAACUGACAUAUAUAUCCUGAAGAAAGCUGAAAACAGGAUAAUUAGGAGCGUUGUGGCUGACUCAGGUAUGUUGACCGAUGCUAACACCACCUCACUAGAUACUCUUGAUGAAGCUAAACGGCGAAGAUUAUGUACCGAUUGGAAUAGUAUGAUCACUGGCGUAGGUCAGGUAUUGUCUAGUCCAAAGGCCUUCCGUGAUGCAUUGCACAAGUACGCCAUUGCAAAUAGUUUCAUGUAUAGAUUUAUUAAGAAUGACAGAUCUCGGGUAACUGCUGAAUGUACUAUUGAGGGUUGUCCAUGGAGAAUACAUGCAUCUAGGUCAUCUGCCAAACAAGAAUUUAUGAUUAAGAAAAUAAAUGAUACUCAUACAUGUGGAAAGGAACUUAGUAAGGAAAGUCGUCGGCUUGCAUCACAAAGAUGGGUUGCUAGUAUUAUAAAGGACAAGUUGCGAGAGACACCAAAUUAUAAGCCAAUGGAUAUUGCAAAUGAUCUUCAACGAGAAUAUGGACUCAGCUUAAACUACUCACAAGCAUGGCGUGGCAAAUUUAUUGCCAAGAAAGAGCUCCACAACUCACAUGAAGAGGCUUGCAAUCAACUGCCCUGGUUCUGUGAGAGGAUAAUAGAGACAAAUCCAGGUAGUGUUGCAACAUUACAGACAUCAGAUGAUUCAAGAUUUCGUUUCUUUGUUGCCUUUCAUGCCUCACUUUAUGGUUUCGAGCAUGGUUGCCGCCCUCUCCUUUUUCUUGAUGACUUAUCUCUGAAAGCAAAUAAGCAGUGGAAGUUUCUAGUCGCAACUGCAGUUGAUGGAGAGAAUGAUAUCUAUCCGGUUGCUUUCUCUGUUGUAGAUUCUGAGACAAGGGAGAAUUGGCAUUGGUUUUUGGUACAGCUUAAGUCUGCUUUUACUCUGUCUCGUGUCAUCACUUUUGUGUCAAGCUGUCAAUAUGGCUUGGAGGAGGAAUUGUCCAAGGUGUUUGAGGACAGUUUUCAUUGCUACAGCGAACAGUGCCUCAUAGAAAAUUUUAUGACAGAGAUGGAGAACACCUGGACACAGGAAGUGAAGGAUAAAAUGGUCGAUCAUCUUAGAAGAGCCAUAUAUGCUUGUAAAGUUGAUGAGUUCAAUGAAUCCAUUGAAAACAUCAGGAUUCAGUCAAAAGAACUUGCUGAAUGGGUUUUGGCCAUGAAACCAGAAUCCUGGUCUGAUGCCUUCAUCAAGGGUUCGAGACACGGUCAUUACUCAUCUGGUGCUACAGAGAAAUUCAACAGCUGGGUAUCGACGAGAUAUGAACCAUCAGUACUGCAGAUAAUUGACAUCCUGAGGUGCAAGCUGAUGGAGUUGAUGUUUAGCCGCCGUGAGUCUUCAAACACUUGGACUGAGGCACUUGUACCCUCCGCAAAUCAGAAGGUACAGGAAGAGAUGAUCAAAGCACGCUCUCUUGGUGUGAUUUGUUCAGCUGGCAGUGUGUUUGAGGUGAGCGAUGAGUCGACCAAAAUCGUCAACACCGAAACUAGGGAAUGCACAUGCAGACGAUGGCAGGUGACUGGCCUACCUUGUGUGCACGCUCUUGCUGUACUGGAACAAACCAAUCAAUGCAUAUAUGAUUAUUGUUCCAAGUACUUCUCGACGGGGUGCUACCGUCUAGCUUAUUCAUUGUCCAUCAAUCCCAUACCUGAUGUUGGUCGGCCGGUCUGCACCAACCUCUUCCAUGCUGCAAGUACAUGGCCUCCUCGUACCCGCCGGCUGGCCGGCCGGCCAAAGGAAAAGCCUGUAGAACCUAGGAUUGUGAUAAAAAGAGCAGUUCACUGCAGCAAGUGCCAAGGGCUAGGGCAUAAUAAGCAGACCUGCAAAGCACAGAUUUAGAUAUGUUACCCGUUCUCUGUAUCCAUAUUAGUCUUUUGUAAGGAUGUACAUUACCUGUUUAAAUUAAAGAUUUGAGUUGGGUUAU
Musa acuminata subsp. malaccensis (wild Malaysian banana) is the source of this 2493-nucleotide messenger RNA. RefSeq lists its product as uncharacterized. The record is from RefSeq and is a predicted model, not a curated record. Gene Ontology annotation, molecular function: transposase activity; protein binding; DNA binding. NCBI's taxonomy places the organism in Eukaryota, Viridiplantae, Streptophyta, Magnoliopsida, Zingiberales, Musaceae. Gene Ontology annotation, biological process: DNA transposition.